Molecule: messenger RNA, 5632 nt
Organism: Toxotes jaculatrix (banded archerfish)
Lineage: Eukaryota; Metazoa; Chordata; Actinopteri; Toxotidae
Gene: itchb
Product: itchy E3 ubiquitin protein ligase b
Exons: 24
Coding region: 164-2839 (891 amino acids)
Biological process (GO): protein K48-linked ubiquitination; ubiquitin-dependent protein catabolic process; protein K63-linked ubiquitination
Molecular function (GO): ubiquitin protein ligase activity; protein binding
Source: RefSeq, a predicted model, not a curated record
GAAGAUGGUGGAAGUUUCUUCUUCCUUGAAGUGAAGCCCCGACUUAAACCCAAACAUCCCGCGGACAGAGGGCUGGGACUUUACGGCAGCUUUACCAGCUUGGUUUUAUUUCCUCCCCUGGGAUCCGGGUAAGUGAUACAGGCCUUUAUUCCAGCCCUAUGUCAUGGCCAGUGGAGUCACCAAGUCGGGCACUUCCAAUGGAUACCCUAUGAAGGCACAGCUGCAAAUCAUUGUGCUAUCAGCAAAACUGAAAGAGAACAAGAAAAACUGGUUUGGUCCCAGUCCUUAUGUGGAAGUGACAGUCGAAGGCCAGUCCAAGAAAACAGAGAAAUGCAACAACACCCACAGCCCCAAAUGGAAGCAGCCACUCACUGUGAUCGUGACUCCAUUCAGCAAACUGUCGUUUCGCGUGUGGAGCCACCAGACCCUGAAGUCAGACGUGUUGCUAGGCAUGGCCACGCUGGACAUCAGUGACACACUCGUGUCUAAUGACAUGAAAAUCUCUGAGGUGGUGCAGACAUUACAACUGUGUGCAGACGGAGACCAGUCAGAUGUGGUGGGAGAUCUGUCCGUCUGCCUGGACGGCAUGACUGUUGACCCCGAGAUGUUCGCCAUGGCCAAGGCUGACCAUCACAGUACAUCAAAUGGGGAAUCCCAACCCAAUGGGGAUCAUGCCAUAAACCCCGCUCCUCGCAGGCAGAGUAGAGACAGCUCUCCAGCUGUGGAUGGUGUAGAGCACAAGUCUUCUCCCAGUGGCCGGAGGUCAGUGAACAGCACAGGGUCUCCCUUAGUGUCAUUAGGGGGCUCGAAGCCUGUCCGACCACCCAGGCCCUCCAGACCUCCUCCUCCAACCCCCCGCAGACCCACCUCUUCACCAGCAUCUUCCAGCAACGGCUCUGCACCAGCUGAUGGCAGCGAUGGCCAGUCAGGGUCUGAUACACCAGUACGAACACCGGCCUCAGGACCCUCAUCAACCCCAGACUCAAGUCCAUCAGCAGGGUCAGACAGGAACUCCGCACCGGCCUCCAGCUCUGGAGCUACGGCAACCAGACAGCCAACCAUCACCCCUGUGCUCCCUCCCAGGGUCCCCGCUGUCAAUGCUGGCCCACUGCCCCUUGGGUGGGAACAGAGGGUGGAUCAGAACGGCAGGGUGUAUUUUGUCGAUCAUGUGGAAAAGAGAACAACAUGGGAACGCCCUGAACCAUUGCCCCCUGGCUGGGAGCGCCGUGUUGACCAGAUGGGACGUGCGUACUUUGUUGACCACAUCACACGAACGACCACGUGGCAGCGCCCCACGAUGGAGACCGUGCGGAACUACGAGCAGUGGCAGCACCAGCGCAGCCAGCUGCAGGGCGCCAUGCAGCAGUUCAACCAGAGGUUCAUAAUCGGGCUACAAGACCAGGUCUCAGCCACUCAGAAUAAGGAGUUUGAUCCUCUCGGGCCUCUGCCACAUGGAUGGGAGAAGAGAACAGACACCAACGGCAGAGUUUAUUUUGUACAUCACCCUACACGGUCAACACAGUGGGAGGAUCCACGAACACAAGGGUUGCUCAAUGAGAAACCUCUUCCAGAAGGCUGGGAGAUGAGGUUCACAGUAGAUGGUAUUCCCUACUUCGUAGACCACAACAGGAGAACCACCACCUACAUUGACCCUCGCACUGGAAAGUCUUCACUUGAAAACGGACCUCAGAUCACCUAUGUUCGAGACUUCAAAGCCAAAGUUCAGUACUUCAGAUUCUGGUGCCAGCAACUGUCGAUGCCUCAGCACAUCAAGAUCACCGUGUCCAGAAAAACCCUGUUUGAGGACUCCUUCCAGCAGAUAAUGAGCUUCAAUGCUCAAGAUUUACGAAGGAGACUGUGGAUCAUCUUCCCUGGAGAAGAAGGUCUUGAUUACGGAGGCGUUGCCAGGGAGUGGUUCUUCCUGUUGUCCCACGAGGUAUUGAACCCCAUGUACUGCCUGUUUGAAUAUGCCGGGAAAGAUAACUACUGUCUCCAGAUCAACCCUGCCUCCUACAUCAAUCCUGACCACCUCAAGUAUUUCAAGUUCAUAGGACGCUUCAUUGCCAUGGCUCUUUUCCACGGCAAGUUCAUCGACACUGGUUUCUCGCUGCCAUUUUACAAGCGCAUCCUAAACAAGCCGUUGGCCCUCAAAGACCUGGAGUCAAUAGACCCUGAGUUUUAUAACUCUCUCAUGUGGAUCAAGGAUAACAACAUCGAGGAGUGCGGGCUGGAGAUGUUCUUCUCUGUUGACAAAGAUAUCCUGGGGGAAAUCACCACCCAUGAGCUGAAACCAGGUGGAGGAGACAUCCAAGUCACUGAGGAGAACAAGGAGGAGUACAUCAGGCUGGUAGCAGAGUGGAGGUUGUCCAGAGGAGUGGAAGAGCAGACACAGGCUUUCUUCGAAGGUUUCAACGAGGUCCUCCCUCAGCAGUACCUGCAGUACUUUGAUGCUAAAGAGUUGGAGGUAAUGCUCUGUGGUAUGCAGGAGAUCGACCUCGCAGACUGGCAAAGAAACACCAUCUACAGACACUAUGCUCGCGGCAGCAAACAGAUCAUCUGGUUCUGGCAGUUCAUAAAGGAGAUGGACAAUGAGAAGAGGAUGAGGCUGCUGCAGUUUGUCACCGGCACCUGUCGGCUGCCUGUAGGAGGCUUCACUGACCUGAUGGGAAGCAAUGGUCCCCAGAAAUUCUGUAUCGAGAAGGUGGGAAAAGAAAACUGGCUUCCCAGAAGUCACACAUGCUUUAACAGACUGGACUUGCCUCCCUACAAGAGUUACGAGCAACUGAAGGAGAAGCUGAUGUUUGCCAUCGAGGAGACAGAAGGCUUCGGACAGGAGUGAGAGAAACCAGGCGAAGUUUAACGGCGGGUGCAGGAGUUUGAAGGAAUGAAGACCACCAGUGUUCAAAUCAGGGAGCCUCUUCAGAAUAGGGGGGAUGUUUUGUGUGUUUGUGCUCAUGCACGCGUGCACCUGUAUGGUACUUCUAUGGGUGCAUGCAUGAGACUGCAUGUUGUUCCUGCAAGGAGCUGGGAUUUGGGAGUGUGCGUCUACUGUGCACACCGUGCUCAGAGCAGGCCUCUCAGUGCCUGAUUGGGCACCUGGAAAUUUUGUGUUCUUUUAAACCAAAACACAGAAGCUGCACCUGUCUCUCAGAAUGUGCGCCAAAUUAUGCAUGGGAUCCUGAAAACUCACCCUCAAUGAUAUCUGCUUCAUGGGACUGCAGCAGUAGUUUUUCUUCCCCACGUGUGAUCAUGUAAACGGCAUGCAUCGGAGCAGCCUUUGGGGCUACAGUCAAAAUCUCAUAACCAGAGAGGUCACCGGUUGUGACAAGUUGUUCUGCACUAAAGCUUCUGCUAAAUGACAAAGCGUGAAAUUUGAAGGCACCAUUGUGAGGGUGUACUUAUUUUAAAACAGGAUUAAGUUUCACCAAACAGCAAACUUUGUUGCUCUGAGAAGUUUUUGUUUUUUCUUGCAUUAGAAAUAGUUUGGCCCUCUUUGAGCCUCGUCCCCUUCACUGUCAUUUCCCAUCACACCCUUUAAAUCUCUCACAUUUUUAUCUGCAUCUCCCAACUAAAGUGGAUGAACAGUAACAGGUGAUUUUAUAAGAUGAUAGCUUUGAGGGGGGUGCUCCAAAUUAAUGCUUUAAUAACACACAUUCUUAGUACUUCAAAGAUCUGGUAGAAAUGUCUAAUCUGAGGAACAAAGAGAGAAACGGUUUUGUGUUACUGGGUCUGGAGUAUUUGAUCUGUGAAUGACUUAAUGAUUGUGAAAAGCAGAACUUAACCUGACCCUAGUUUUAUAGGGCCAGAGGCUGUCCUGGAUGAGAUGUCUUAGAUUUACAGAAUUCUGGAAGAAUCUUAUAGAUUAUUCAUCUUGAUAUCAGUUUCUAAGACAUCUUCCUUCUGAUAAUUUGUAGGGUGGUCUUGUUGAAAGCAACAACCUGAGAAAUCCGAUGAGGAUGAAAGUAUUAAGAUAGUUUGUGUGUGUGUGUUUGUGUAUUCAGUACUCAGAUAUACUUUAUUUGACGUGUCAGAACAUUAAAAACCUUAAAAACACAAGUGAAAAACACCAAAUUUGAGUCAAACCAAAUCAAAACUGACAUUUUGAAUGCAUCCUUUGCAAAAUUCUAAAAAAAAAAAAAACACUUCAUGGAGCUCUUCAUAGACAUGUAGCUUUUGAAAGUUAGUGAUAGAGCUGUUACCUUAUCUCCUUUUUUUUUUUUGGGCCCCAUACCAAACCACAAAAUGACUAAGAAAAUGCAAUUUUAAUCAAUUUAAAAAGCUCAGUCAAAGAGAUGCAGUGCAGUAUUUAAAACUUUUGUCUUCCAUUUUAGACUUGAAGGAACAUUUUACCUCUGAGUAUUUUCACUGCUUAACAGUCAGGGUUCCUGUGUCACACCGCUUCAAAGUUGAUUUCUGACAUGUGUGAAAUGAUUUAUGUAGCUGUGCUUUCAUUUUUUUUUAAAUAUUUGUUAAAGAUUUGAUUUUAGAUAAAGAUUCUUACCGUGGAUUGUGGACUGGUGAUUGUGGCUCCCAAGAACAGCCCAUUUUGGCAGAUUACUGUUCACUGCUCGAUUUCAGAUGUGUGAGUGCACAAAGAAACCUCCUAAUGUUUUACUGACAUGGAAUCAAACACUGAGUGAGCACAGAGCCGUUCUUUACACUCUGAGUGUGAAUACUUGUUUGGUUUGGUUUUGGUUUGGCUGAUGUUACACAGCAUCUGAUCAGCAGUGACAGUAACAGAUGAUCCAUCUCAUUUAUCUGUAUGAAAUAAAAACACCAGGUAGUGUGGUUGCUGAUUUUGGAGUGUCCUUUUGAAUUAUUUACUAAACACACCAAAAAUACAGGUUUGGUUACUCCAUUGGGUUCAGGUGUUGUUUGUCUGACAAAGCACAGCACUUUAAAAAAAAAAAAAAAAAAAAAAAAUCCCUCCACUUUUUCUUGCAGUGUGUGGGGCCUCCAGUCUCAGUUAGCAACUCUUGGCUCUUUCUUUGUGGUGAGGUGGUGUUUGUCAUUAGCCUUCCAGUAGCCUUAUUUCCACCCUCAGGCAUCAGGUCUUCUUUUCAGCAACUCGAUGCCAGCAGAGAUGGUCGACCACGCAGGCUUUGUGGUCAAAUUAAUUCUGUGGACUCUGGACUCUGGUCCUGGUCGGUCCUUCUUGACCCAGCUGUGGAGAAGUAACCAGACCAAGAGGAGUUUAAAGUUCCGUGGUUCUUAUGAAGAAACUGCACCAGUGAGGAAAAGCUAUACGCCUUGAGCUAACGACAGGGUUUCAGUGACUAAUUGUGACCUCAGCUGGGCUAACAAAUACUGAGACAAAGUCGGUGUAAUAUAACGAAUGUAACAUGAUGAAUAGUUGAUAGGUGAAGCUGCCUCUUUUACUUUUUUGCCUCAGAUUGUUACCCCCUAAUGCAGAGUGUUGUUCUAAUCUUGUCCUGGGUCAAUCACAUAAUAAAAUCCCGGGAACAUAACAGUUAAGCAAAUAUGUAAAUACCAUAAUUCACUGCUCAGAUUCCUCCAUGUACAACUAAACCACUGUCACUCUCCUGUAUAUGAAAACAAGUUGUAAAUGGUGUCAAUAACAAAUUUUCUUUUGUAAAAGAAUGGUUUUAAUAAGAGGUUUAUGGUAACACUA